This is a messenger RNA of Chinchilla lanigera (long-tailed chinchilla), 1958 nucleotides long. It is a transcript of the gene Serpinh1, whose product is annotated as serpin peptidase inhibitor, clade H (heat shock protein 47), member 1, (collagen binding protein 1). Gene Ontology annotation, cellular component: endoplasmic reticulum. The transcript has 4 exons. Gene Ontology annotation, biological process: collagen fibril organization; negative regulation of endopeptidase activity. Lineage: Eukaryota; Metazoa; Chordata; Mammalia; Rodentia; Chinchillidae. The coding region runs from base 1 to 1257 and encodes 418 amino acids. Gene Ontology annotation, molecular function: serine-type endopeptidase inhibitor activity; collagen binding. The record is from RefSeq and is a predicted model, not a curated record.
AUGCGCUGCCUCCUGCUACUUGGUACCUUCAGCCUCCUGGCGGUGGCCCUGGCGGCCGAGGUAAAGAAACCGGCAGCGGCCGCAGCUCCGGGCACCGCAGAGAAGCUGAGCCCCAAGGCGGCCACCCUGGCUGAGCGCAGUGCCGGCUUGGCCUUCAGCCUGUACCAAGCCAUGGCCAAGGACCAGGCGGUGGAAAACAUCUUGCUGUCACCCGUGGUGGUGGCCUCGUCGCUGGGGCUGGUAUCGCUGGGGGGCAAGGCGGCCACCGCAUCACAGGCCAAGGCGGUGCUGAGCGCGGAGCAGCUGCGCGACGACGAGGUGCACGCGGGCCUGGGCGAGCUGCUGCGGUCACUUAGCAACUCCACGGCACGCAACGUGACCUGGAAACUGGGCAGCCGCCUGUACGGCCCCAGCUCAGUGAGCUUCGCUGACGAUUUUGUGCGCAGCAGCAAGCAGCACUACAAUUGCGAGCACUCCAAGAUCAACUUCCGGGACAAGCGCAGCGCCCUGCAGUCUAUCAAUGAGUGGGCGGCGCAGACCACGGACGGCAAGCUGCCCGAGGUCACCAAGGAUGUGGAGCGCACGGACGGCGCCCUGCUGGUCAAUGCCAUGUUCUUCAAGCCACACUGGGACGAGAAGUUCCACCACAAGAUGGUGGAUAACCGUGGCUUCAUGGUGACCCGCUCCUACACUGUGGGGGUGACGAUGAUGCAUCGGACAGGCCUCUACAACUACUAUGACGACGAGAAGGAGAAGGUGCAGAUCCUGGAGAUGCCCCUGGCCCACAAGCUCUCCAGCCUCAUCAUCCUCAUGCCCCACCACGUGGAGCCACUCGAGCGUCUGGAGAAGCUGCUGACAAAGGAGCAGCUGAAGGCCUGGAUGGGGAAGAUGCAGAAGAAGGCUGUCGCUGUCUCCCUGCCCAAGGGGGUGGUGGAGGUGACCCACGACCUGCAGAAACACCUGGCCGGACUGGGGCUGACUGAGGCCAUCGACAAGAACAAGGCGGACUUGUCGCGCAUGUCAGGCAAGAAGGACCUCUACCUGGCCAGCGUGUUCCAUGCCACUGCCUUCGAGUGGGACACAGAGGGCAACCCCUUCGACCAGGACAUCUACGGGCGGGAGGAGCUGCGCAACCCCAAGCUGUUCUAUGCCGACCACCCCUUCAUCUUCCUGGUUCGAGACACCCAGAGCAGCUCCAUGCUGUUCAUUGGGCGCCUGGUGAGGCCCAAGGGCGACAAGAUGCGAGACGAAUUAUAGGGCCCUAGAGCAUGCAGGGAUGGCAGGAGGCAGCCUGAAGGCUCCUGAGACACAUGGGUGCUACUGGGGAAGGGUACUACCAGCCUUGGGUAUUCUACGGGGUGGGGGUGGAAAAGGACCAGGGUUCCCAUGUGUCCCAGUGGACCUGCCCAGCUAGAGUCCACUCCGCAUGGACCCGGGCCCCCAGAAACCAUGAUGCUGAGCCCAGAGACGCCACACACGGUGGGAGCUGGGUGUCUGAUCCUGCUCUAUCUUCAAAGUCCUAGAUCCAGCCUUCCUCAACCAGCCAAUCAGUGUUCCUAUUUAUAGCCAGGUGCUUUCAAAUCUGUGAGACCAUUGAGCUAGGGGGUUGGCCCAGCUACCACCACCACCACCACCUCAGCCCCACCUUGGCUCCCCAGACCUCUCCCAGCUUCCCUCAACUACAAAACUAGGUGCUGUAGCCCCUGGGACCAGGCACACCCAGGAUGGCUUAGGUCCCAGUAACGAGUGGGAAAAACAGCUCGAAGGAGGGGCUCCUAGGCAGACCCCGGUUAAGAAUUGUUACAUGGGGCAUCAUGGGGAUGAACGUUUUAUGUUUUCUUUUUUUUUUUUUUUUUUAAGUUUUUCAAAGAUGGGAAGGGGAAACAUGAGCCUUUGUUGCUGUCAAAAUGAGAACUUAUUUGUACAAUCAUUUUUUCAAUAAAACUUUUCCAAUGAAA